Ananas comosus (pineapple) is the source of this 1116-nucleotide messenger RNA. Its product is annotated as F-box protein At1g61340-like. Gene Ontology annotation, molecular function: protein binding. Lineage: Eukaryota; Viridiplantae; Streptophyta; Magnoliopsida; Poales; Bromeliaceae. The transcript is spliced from 4 exons. Bases 271 to 756 code for a protein of 161 amino acids. The record is from RefSeq and is a predicted model, not a curated record.
CCCUUUUGUUUUUAAUCUCUUUUAGAUUCUGUUUUGGAUUCCGAUUAGAUAUUUUUGUGGGUGAAAAAUAUCCGAUGGAUUCGGUUUUUGUAGUUCAAAAAACGGGGAUUUUUUUUCUCUCUUCUGUAGAUGCGUUUUAGUUGUUUGCUGUUUCUCUUUUGGCCUCUUCAUCAAUGCUUAAUUUGUUACUUCAUUAGGGUUUGAGAAAAAUGGGGCAUUUGCUAGUGGGAAUUGUACAAAACUUUGAAGAUCACUUUGGUGUCAGAACGAAUGGCGAUACCGCAGAUUCGAAGUGAGGAACAAGCAGCUACCAGUUUCAAGUUUGUGCAGGGCACAAGGAUUCUGGGGAGGAAAAGAGUAGUAAUUUCUAGCAGUUUGGAUUCAUCCAGCUUUUCUUCGCCAAUCCCGCAAAAGCGACGCAGCUGCCGGUCUCGAAUGGAGCGGCCGAAUCGCCUCGAAUCCUUGCCUGAAGACAUUCUGGUGAGGAUUUUGUGUAAGGUGGACCACAGUGAUCUAAAGCAACUCCUUUUGGUCUCUAAAUCUGUCAAUCAAGCAGCUUUGAUUGCUAGGGAGUUGCAUUUUGCCUUUAGCACUCCAUUAGUGAAGCGCAUCUUCGAGCGAGAGAACGAGGAGAGAGAUAGCGAUAACGAGGAGGCACCGGAUGCGCCGAAGCAGCGACGCGUCGCUCGAUCUCGUAUCGACGGCAAAAGCCUAUCUAGUAUUGCCGUCGCGCUUUUUACAUCCCCUGAUGAUUAGUGGCCGACAAAUGGAUUGGCCGAUUAGAUGUAGAUAUGAAUAUGGUGUAGAACAAUUUGUAGAGUACAUUUACUGUUGUUUUGCUCCAUAUACUUAGGUGUAGUUAGUUUUCUCCAUUUUGCAACAUGUAGAUGUGAACAACUCAUUUGUCCAGAGCCAGUUUCUUCAAUGCAUUCACUGAAGAGGGGCUGCUUAGUAUUAGUGUAUUUAACUAGAGAAACAUAGUAAUUCAUGUUUGAAGGGAGGCUUCUCUUCAUCUUCUAUUUUUUCCAAAUUUUGUUUAUGUAUAACAGCUUUGUUUCAGCAUUGAAUUUCGAAUGGUUAUUAUCCUCUUUAAUACAUUUUUGUUACCUUCGUCAA